GGCCGCCGGGGCCGGGGGAGCAUGAGCCCCGCGACCCGCCGGGGGACGGCCCGGGCCCGACCCGGGAUCUAGACGGCCGUGGGGGAGGGGAGCCGCCCUGCAGCGGCGCCGCUCCGGAACCGCCGGGCCCUCGACGCCGCUUCUCCGGCCCCCGGGACCGCGCUGAUUUGUUUCACCCUCGCGUUGUGCAGAAGUGAAGUGAAGUAAAAUGUCCACUAGGACCCCGCUGCCGACGGUGAAUGAACGGGACACUGAGAACCACACGUCACAUGGAGACGGGCGGCAAGAAGUUACCUCUCGCACUGGGCGCUCUGGAGCACGAUGUAGAAACUCUGUAGCUUCCUGUGCAGAUGAACAACCUCACAUUGGAAACUACAGACUGUUGAAAACAAUCGGCAAGGGGAAUUUUGCAAAAGUGAAAUUGGCAAGACACAUCCUUACAGGCAGAGAGGUCGCAAUAAAAAUAAUUGACAAAACUCAGUUGAAUCCAACAAGUCUACAAAAGCUCUUCAGAGAAGUAAGAAUAAUGAAGAUUUUAAAUCAUCCAAACAUAGUGAAGUUAUUCGAAGUCAUUGAAACUGACAAAACACUCUACCUAAUCAUGGAGUAUGCCAGUGGAGGUGAAGUCUUUGACUAUUUGGUUGCACAUGGAAGAAUGAAGGAAAAAGAAGCAAGAGCUAAAUUUAGACAGAUAGUGUCUGCAGUCCAGUACUGCCACCAAAAGCGGAUCGUCCACAGAGACCUCAAGGCUGAAAAUCUAUUGUUAGAUGCUGAUAUGAACAUUAAAAUAGCUGACUUUGGUUUUAGCAAUGAAUUUACUGUUGGCAGUAAACUGGAUACGUUUUGUGGCAGUCCUCCGUAUGCAGCCCCAGAGCUCUUCCAGGGCAAGAAAUACGACGGGCCGGAAGUGGACGUGUGGAGCCUCGGCGUCAUUCUUUACACUCUAGUCAGCGGGUCACUCCCCUUUGAUGGACAGAACCUAAAGGAACUGAGAGAGAGAGUAUUAAGAGGGAAAUACAGAAUCCCUUUCUACAUGUCCACAGACUGUGAAAACCUUCUCAAACGUUUCCUGGUGCUAAAUCCAAUAAAACGAGGCACUCUAGAGCAAAUCAUGAAGGACAGGUGGAUCAAUGCAGGGCAUGAGGAAGAUGAACUAAAACCAUUUGUUGAACCAGAACUGGACAUCUCAGACCAGAAAAGAAUAGAUAUUAUGGUGGGAAUGGGAUAUUCACAAGACGAAAUUCAAGAAUCUCUUAGUAAGAUGAAAUAUGAUGAAAUCACAGCUACAUACUUGUUGUUGGGGAGAAAAUCUUCAGAGCUGGAUGCUAGUGAUUCCAGUUCUAGCAGCAAUCUUUCACUUGCUAAGGUUAGGCCAAGCAGUGACCUCAACAACAGUACUGGCCAGUCUCCUCACCACAAAGUCCAGAGAAGUGUUUCUUCAAGCCAGAAGCAGAGGCGGUACAGUGACCACGCUGGACCAGCUAUUCCUUCAGUUGUGGCGUAUCCAAAAAGGAGUCAGACCAGCACUGCAGACGGCGACCUCAGAGAAGAUGGAGUUCCCUCCCGGAAACCAGGCGGCAGUGCUGCUGGAGGAAAGGGAGUUGCCCCAGCCAGUCCCAUGCUUGGGAGUGCAAGUAAUCCCAACAAGGCAGAUAUUCCUGAACGCAAGAAGAGCUCCACCGUCCCUGGUAGUAAUACAGCAUCUGGUGGAAUGACGCGGCGGAAUACUUAUGUUUGCAGUGAAAGAACUACAGCUGAUAGACAUUCAGUAAUUCAUAAUGGCAAAGAAAACAGUUAGGAGACCCCGGGGACACGAUGAGAUUGCAGGCCGUGCUUCCAGGGCGCAUGAGCAGACAGGAGUCACUGCGGUACAGUGUGGUGUGCGGCAGCAGGUGCCCGCACUGAAUACAUAGAGCGGAAUGAGUCACUCCUGAUGGGAGAGGGCACCGGUGGAGACUUCGCGGAGGGGAUGACCUCUGGGUUGGAUUUUGAUGAAAAUAGAAAGAUGCCAGCUCUCCAGACACGGAGAAUAGCUCCUGCAAAAGUUCUUUGAUGCACGACCAAGCGACUGCACAUCAUCAGGUGGGCCCGAAAGUCUAGUCCCGGGAGGUAACAGUGAAAGGUCAAGCCUGGAGAGGUGGCAGGGGCCGAGCUGUGGGCACCUGAGGAUGCUACUUGGAUGCCAGCGGAGUUUGGACUUUAUCCUGAAGACGCAGUGUGCUUUUGCAUGGUUAAAAGCAGAUGAGUGACAAGGUCAGGCUUGCGCUUUAGAAAGUUCACAGCUGUAUGGUGGACAGAUUGGAAAGUGUGAAAUUGGAGACCAGUAAAGACAGAUGACUUAGGAUUGGGCCUGUGGGAGAGGUGAAGCGCUGCACGAAGACCCUCAGAGUAGAGGUGGGGAGGCCCGGGCUCAUUGAAGUGCUGUUAGGAAGUUGACACCAACAAGAUGUCCCAGUUGCUCUGGAUGUGGGGCAUGAGGGAAAGAACCUGAUGUUUCUAGGUUUCAGGCUUUGAAAGGAUUUCUGUAGAAAGUCACUGAAAGAGUAUGGUCAAAAUUCUAAAUCCCUGAUUAUCUUUUAAAGGAAAGAAACUGCCCCUUUGAAAUUCCAAGGACAUGAUGACUGAGCUGGAAUUAAGGAUGGGGAAACUCCCUUAGGUAGUUGUGUCCCAUAGCUGUCUGUGCCAGGUGGAACUGCAGACAUGCAGCCACUCGUUACUCUUUUUCUGUCUAUAAACAGUUAAUUCGCUCUUAUUAGUUUUCCCACCUUGAAAAAUGGGGCUCUGUUGACCCCUUAGGAAUUCAGAGUGUUGUUUAUAAAGAAGUGAAAGUCCUUUGAGUAGGAAGGUUUUAACAGGAUACUUUUUUAAAAUAAAUUUAUUUUAUUUUUGGCUGCAUUGGGUCUUCAUUGCUGCGCACGGGCUUUCUCUAGUUGCAGCGAGCAGGGGCUACUCUUUGUGCAGUGCGCGGGCUUCUCACUGUGGUGCCUUCUCUUGUUGCAGAGCACGGGCUCUAGGCGCUUGAGCUUCAGUAGUUUGUGGCGCGGGGGCUCAGUAGUUGUGGCUUGCGGGCUCUAGAGCACAGGCUCAGUAGUUGUGACGCACGGGCUUAGUUGCUCCGCGGCAUGUGGGAUCUUCCUGGACCAGGGCUCGAACCCGUGUCCUCUGCAUUGGCAGGCGGAUUCCUAACCACUAGCGCCACUAGGGAAGCCCAACAUAGGAUACUUUGAUAAAUACAAACAACAUAGGAUAUCUAAACAACAUAGGAUACUUCGAUAAAUAGAACUAGUUACUGCUGUACCUGUGAUGUUACUAGUCCCUUUAAAAUAUGACAGUGUGCUUUGGGAACAGGUCAAGAGCAUAGUGGGCUCAUGUUAUAGAUUCACUUUGAUAUGAAUGGAGGCAUCUCUUUUAGGGUAGGCUUAAUUUUAUACAUAGCUCGGAAGAGAUCGUCCCUCUCACGUAAAUAUUCAAACAUGUAUGAUGUUAUUUUCUUUUCUUUAAAGCUAAUAAACUUUUUAAAUUGCUGUUUUAAAAAAAGCAGAUACAGAUGAGCAGUUGCUCCAGAAUCCCCAAAACAGGUUUAAGAGAUUUUUGUUCCUUGACAAAGACGAGAUGGUUUGGGGAGGAAGGUUAUAUGCUUUGAACAAGAGUUGCUCUUUUUGUCACUAGUCCAUCAUACUGUUGUUUCUGCCUCUGCCUGAACCCAAACCCCCUCCCAGCCUGAUGGAAAUGUUCGCUUACGCAGCUAGCCCUGCCUCUGUUUGUAAGACAUCUUCCACCUGUCGGCUGCGACAUCACAAGUCGAUGUCCAUGUCAGGCUCUGGGCGCCCCAAGAUGAUGUUACCUCCAAUAGACAGUGAAGG
Globicephala melas (long-finned pilot whale) is the source of this 3863-nucleotide messenger RNA. The record is from RefSeq and is a predicted model, not a curated record. NCBI's taxonomy places the organism in Eukaryota, Metazoa, Chordata, Mammalia, Artiodactyla, Delphinidae.